This is a messenger RNA of Telopea speciosissima, 1145 nucleotides long. RefSeq names its product serine/threonine-protein kinase/endoribonuclease IRE1a-like. NCBI's taxonomy places the organism in Eukaryota, Viridiplantae, Streptophyta, Magnoliopsida, Proteales, Proteaceae. Gene Ontology annotation, biological process: mRNA processing; protein phosphorylation; intrinsic apoptotic signaling pathway in response to endoplasmic reticulum stress. The transcript is spliced from 5 exons. Gene Ontology annotation, cellular component: IRE1-TRAF2-ASK1 complex. Gene Ontology annotation, molecular function: protein serine/threonine kinase activity; RNA endonuclease activity; ATP binding. The record is from RefSeq and is a predicted model, not a curated record. The coding region runs from base 112 to 1089 and encodes 325 amino acids.
UUCUUUUAUCUUGCUCUGGAGCGUUGUAAUUGUAGUUUAAGUGAUUUGAUUCAAACAUACUCAGAUUCUUCUCCAAAUCCUAUAUUUGAUAAGGAUCGAGCAACAAACUCAAUGAAUGAGUAUAAUGUUCAGUUGGAUUCAGCAACAGGACUUAGCAAGGAUAUUGAAUUGUGGAAAAGCAAUGCGUAUCCUUCACCCCAUUUGCUAAAACUUAUGAGGGAUGUGGUUUGUGGCCUAGCACAUUUGCAUGAACUGGGAAUCAUUCAUAGAGACUUGAAACCUCAAAAUGUGUUGAUCAUAAAGGAUCGAUCAUUAUGUGCAAAACUCUCUGACAUGGGUAUUAGCAAGCGCCUUACUGAAAAUAUGACUUCCUUGGGUGACAAUCCUACUGGUAGUGGUAGUUCAGGUUGGCAAGCACCUGAACAGCUCCUUAAUGGACGCCAAACACGUGCAGUAGAUUUAUUUAGUUUAGGCUGUGUCAUCUUCUUUUGCAUCACUGGAGGUAGACAUCCAUUUGGUGACCAUCUUGAACGUGAUAUAAAUAUUGUGAAGAACAAGAUGGAUCUUUCCCUGGUAAAGCAUAUUCCUGAAGCUACGGAUCUUCUCUUUCAGCUGUUAAACCCUGAUCCAUUAUUGAGGCCCAAGGCGAUGCAGGUAUUGCACCAUCCUUCACUUUGGAGUUCUGAGAAGCGGCUCUCAUUUCUUCGAGACACCAGUGACAGAUUACAAAUAGGAGAUAGAGGAACUAAAUCUGGACUCCUAAAGGCAUUAGGAAGUGUUGCACCUGUUGCUUUGGGUGGGAAAUGGAAUGAAAAGAUGGAAGCUGUAUUCAUCAAUUAUAUUUGCCGAUACAGGCAAUAUAAAUUUGGUAGUAUUCGUGAUCUAUUACGGGCCAUGCGAAACACUUUGAAUCAUUAUGGAGAACUACCAAAAGAAAUCCAGGAAAUUCUUGGACCAGUUCCUGAAGGAUUUGAUGGUUAUUUUUCAUGUCGAUUCCCCAGACUCUUAAUUGAGGUCUAUAAAGUUAUAUACAAAUACUGCAGGGAAGAGGAAUGCUUUUCAAAGUAUUUUAAGGAUAGUCUCUUCUAAUUUUAACCUUCUUCUAGCUGUCAUGAAGUGUCCUAACGUAUUGAGAUGUUUCAUUU